GAUAAUUGAUUCUCUUUAACGUGGCAGUUGCGGUGAAUUUAUGAUCAUUUAUGCUGCUGUUUAUUAUGUGAAAUGCAUUCAUGAGCGGUGCUUGUAUUGUAGAAACUAUUGAUGCGUAUCUUUGAUAGAGACUAGAUCGUGGAUUCUGAAACUUUGCUCUCUUAUACAUGUAGAAUGUCAUUGUAACAUCAACUUUGAGAGCGUCCAUAUUUUCUUCCGAGUUUGGUGAAUGCACUUUCUUGAAAGGACAUCAUGAUAUUCAAGACAACCAUGACCAUCUUGGCAGUCUGUGCAUACAUUGCAUGUUUACAAGACUGUGUUUGAUCAUACCUUCUAGCCAAUUUAUCUCGUCUUGACAAUCUUGACUGAAAUCAAGAAGCAACUUUGGGGGAAUUGUGUCCAUAAUUUGCUCCCAUCUGCAUUAUCACAACGGCAAACAUGGCGUGUGAAUUUCACGUUUCUGGAAGCGAGUCGUCGUGUAGCCUGCGCUUAGACUUAGAGCCACGGCCGACAAACAACAGAACGUCGCAGCUCUUAGCACUUCUACGAGAUUUGGUGCUUAAACGUUGGGAAGUGCUUUACGCCUGGCAGGUUUAUCAAGAGCAACAACUGCAAGCGUACGUGGCGUGGGUGAACUCUCAGCUCAAGAAGAGAGCAGGAUGUCGGAUGGUGGAGGAUCUCCGGCGGGACAUGCAGGAUGGCGUCGCCCUCGUUCAUCUCGUUGAAAUAGUCUCUGGAGAAGCCCUUUCUCGAGUAGACUAUGACGCGACCUCAGCGACUGUAAUGAGAGAGAAUGUAGAGCGCGUCUUACAAUUCAUGGCUUCCAAGCGAAUUAGAAUGCAUCACACAUCAGCUAAAGAUAUUGUUGAUGGUAACCUCAAGUCCAUCAUGAGGUUGAUCCUAGCCUUAGCAGCACAUUACAAACCCAGCAGUGUCAAGCAAGCAUCCCAGGCCUCGCCCAUGGGUGCAUCACCAUCGACGCCCGGUACACCUAACUCCACCCCUCAGAGGAAGAGCCAACGCCAGCCCUCGUUCACCGCCAUGGCAGCCAAUGCAGCGGCAGCCAUUCACGACGCGAGGAAAGAAGCGGCCGGAGCAGGCAGUGGCUCGUUGAGGAGAUACAAAGAUAUGACACCAACGCAUAAGCAAGGGUCCACCAACCACCAUACAAUGUCCCCCUCCCCCGUCCAUGGUAACUCCCAUAUAGGGGCACAUCAUACAGGGAUGGGGUCCCUCUACCCCACUAGCACGCACCAAUCCUACCACCACCACCACUAUCCUCCUACCACUACACCGACCCAUGACUACCAGCACAGAGUCUUACCAAGAGGUGAAUCUAAUGAUGUCCCUGACGGACCGCUAGCUACAGGGGCUAGUAGCCCUCUACACCCUUCAGCUAUGGUCGCCUCACCUAAUACCACCUCAGCCUCAGCUAGCCCUAUGGUGAAUAGGAUGGGCAGUGAUCGCAGGCGAGCUAUGAGUCCCAGGCAGCAGAUGAGUUUAACUCAUAUGUCAGACUCGGAUCAAGGAAGUGCAGGUGAAGAUGGCGGUCCCCAUUCACUUCCUAGUUCACGGAGGUCAUCCAUCUCACUCAGUGAAGCAUUGAUAGAAGAGCAAGCUCUCAUGGGGGAUAGCAUAGAAGACACAAAGAAGUUAUUACAGAGUCUACAAGAACUGCUGCUGCAUGGUAAGAUAGCGGAGGAAGAUGGAAGCUCCGAAGCGGAGGAAGACCAGAUUGAGUUUGAAGGAACAACAGCUAAGGAACAAGUGGUCGUAUUGCAAGCGAGAUUAAACCAGCAGCAAUAUGAGUGCAAUCAACUUCGUAACGAGCUGUCAAAGGUCAAGCAAGAUUGUCGUAAUCUCCAGGGUACCAAGGCGGGGCUACAGUCACGGUUGACUGAGCAGGACAACGCCAUCCUUCAGAUGAAGGCCGAUAGUCUGAAGAUGGGGUUCACGCAACAGAAUUUAGAAGCUGAAAAUUCGGAGUUGAAGAGAAAUUUUGAAGAGAAGGAUCGUCAAGCGAGUGACAUCAGUAGACAGCUUGGUCAGAAAGAUAAACUUCUCGGUCAACAGCAAGAACAAAUUGAAAGUCUGACCCAUCAAAUGCUACAGCUCAACUCAUUCAAGACUCAGCUCCAGAACAGACUAGAGGAAUCAGGAGGCUCUAAUAUGGAGCUAGAAUCCCAGAUACAGGAACUUAGUCAUAGACUUAGUACAGUCGGAAUAGCAGAGGCCAAUCUAGCAGCACACAUAUCAGCACACGAUAGGAAACUAGGCAAGCUUGAAGGUCACCUUCACAAUCCAGAUAGACCAUCAUCACUUGGAGAGGGGUCGGAGGAUAUGCAGACAAUUCGCAGUACUCUAAGAAGUCUUCGUAGUAAUAUUAGUAGCCACGAUCCUAGCCAUCAUCUUCUAGAUUCCUUAGAACAGGGUAUAGUAUCUAUCAUGGAUCAGCUGCAGGACUCUCACUACCACAACUCUCGUCCAAUCAGUGAGUCUAGCUCAACGGAGAGCGCCAUCAGGAGGUACAAUCAGACCAGGUCAUCACCGUCUGAUGAUACUCUCGGUGAUCACAAAGAAUCCCUCACAAGUUUAGACAGAUUGAGCCCAGCCAAUAAUAACUUAUCCCAGCCAUGUACUAAGGUUUUAUAUUUCACUGAGAGAACCGUCACGCCUUUCAUGUCAUCUAUACCGAAGAGGUUAGGGGAAGUGACGCUAGCAGACUUCAAGCAGAUCUUUGACCGAGAAGGGGCGUACAGAUUUCACUUCAAGGCGUUAGAUCCUGAGUUUGGAACAGUAAAAGAAGAGGUGAUCAAUGAUGAUGACAUACUCCCUGGUUGGGAAGGCAAGAUUGUAGGCUGGGUGGAUGAAGACACAGGCUGAUACAGAGGGGGGUGACUCCGCUCCACUCAAUAGCCUAUUUACUUGAUACACGCUCUUCUGCCAGCCAUGGAUGGAUAGUGAAUGGUGCAAAGCUUUGAUAUGCCAUGAUGUGUCACAUGAUAUCUAGUUCUUGUGCUUCAUGAGACACCAGAGUAAUGCAUUCCUUCAUUAUAGUUGUGAUAUUUUGAAAUAUUUGCACUAACUCUUUACUUGCUUCCGUUGAUCAUCGGAACGAAAGAUGGUCUGCCACGCUCGACCUUUGUUACACUUAAAGUACAGUUUCCAACUGAAUUAUUCAUACCCCUUGUAAAUUCAUGUUUUUUGUGUGUUUCGUAACUCAAAAAAGAAAGGUGGACUGGUUGAAUGAGGGCCUCUGUUGAAUAGUUUUAGAUCUGAGCAUCAAUAUGUCAAAUUCUCAAGAAAUGUGAAUCGGAACAAAUCAUUUUUUCAUAUACCUAAAAAAUUAGAAGACUUGGUAAGGUUACAAAUAAUUUAGUUGUUGACUGUAUGAUAUACUCGGUACAAUGAGGCCUUCCAUUGUUUUGAUCCAUGGUGGAAAAAGAGUUCAUGAUUGGACCAGUGAUGGCCUGCUUGUUCUGACUUGUUUUCAAUAACAAGAUUGAGCACAUGAUCUUUAUCUCAAACCAACAAUUUCUGUACAAUAAUUUAAACUUCUCCCAGGUUGCCUAACAUUCCUGUUAGUGUCAAUAUAGCAGGCCUGA
Messenger RNA from Strongylocentrotus purpuratus (purple sea urchin), 3605 nucleotides. It is a transcript of the gene dixdc1, whose product is annotated as dixin. Gene Ontology annotation, cellular component: cytosol. Lineage: Eukaryota; Metazoa; Echinodermata; Echinoidea; Camarodonta; Strongylocentrotidae. The record is from RefSeq and is a predicted model, not a curated record. Gene Ontology annotation, molecular function: protein binding. The transcript is spliced from 17 exons. Gene Ontology annotation, biological process: canonical Wnt signaling pathway. Bases 439 to 2883 code for a protein of 814 amino acids.